Molecule: messenger RNA, 1001 nt
Organism: Ctenocephalides felis (cat flea)
Lineage: Eukaryota; Metazoa; Arthropoda; Insecta; Siphonaptera; Pulicidae
Exons: 3
Coding region: 176-919 (247 amino acids)
Source: RefSeq, a predicted model, not a curated record
AGUCAGCCACCAGCCACUAAAAUUUGUUUUAUAUUUGAUUGGCGUUCUUUCGAAUUUUCUUUGCCGAAAAGAUUAGUUUAUAAAUUAAACCUAUUUGUAAUUGCUUAAUGCUUCAUUGAUUGUUCUGUUCAUCUUAAGGUUAUUUUAAACAUCUAACUGGUUUUUGAUAAUAAAAAUGCCUAGAUUGUCUAGAUUAACUUGUGCUGUGGAGGAUUGCGAGUUUAGUACAUAUGAUAGAACAAUAAAUGAAUUACGCAGAGUUCAGUUUUUUGCAUUACCAUCUGGAUUAUCUAACAGAGAUCGUAGGUCGAAGUGGAUUAAAUGGCUCAGUGAUAUCAAUGGUGAAAAUUGGGAGGUAUGUAAGUAUUCACAUGUGUGCUCUCUACACUUUAUUGGUGGGAAACCUUCAAACAUGCUUUUACAUCCUGCAUAUGCUCCAUCAAUAAAGACUCGAGAUGAUUAUACCCCAUUGGAAGAGAAGAUUGCCUUAGCAGAGUUUGAAAUAUAUAAAAAGCAAAAAAUAGCAAAUAUGAAGAAGCGAUACAAUAUGCUAAGCCUUAAUCCAAAUAAAGUUACUGGAAUUAAUCAUUGUGCAUCUCAAAACAGUUGUGCGGUAAUCCAAAAAGAUGUUGGUGUUCAAGUUUGGCAUGAAGAUAUAUCAAAACAAGACAAAUCCUUUUUAUUUGUAUGUAAUAGUUUUAUCGAUAAUAAUAAAAAUCAUGCAGAGAUUCAAGUUUAUAUUCCAGAAGGGACCGGAAGUAUGCGAUUAGUAAGAUAUAAAAAAGCCAAAAAUAAGUGUUGUGGAACUGAAGUCAAAUUUGCAAAUAAAUCUGUUGAGUGCACUGCUUCGACAUUGCUAUCAGUUAGCAGAUGGUUAUAUGGUAUUGAUAAGCUAGAACAAGAAUCUAAUGAUAGAUAGUUAUUUUACUUGUGAAUGAUCCUAGUCAACACUUUGAAUUUAAGCUAAUGCUUAAUGUCUGAGUAUUUAUAAAUCGAGGCAU